AUGACCACUGUCGUACCAACAACCCUAGAUCAAGCUUAUUUAAGCAAUUUUGCAUCAUCAUGUAAUGGUUAUUAUAGUAGUAAUAACCCUAAUAGUAAUUUUUAUGGAGUUGGUAACAUGCAUAAUAAUAGUGUUAAUGGGUUGUUUUUUGAAGAAGUUGAGUCUCAAAAUAGUGAGGUAAGACAUGAAGAACAACGAUCAUCGUCUAAACAUGAAGAACAAUCUCUCGUGUUUGAGGGGUGGAGAUCAUCUAAGGGGAAAAAAAGAAAAGCUUGUGCUAUAGGGCAAUGGUCUACUGACGAAGACAGUCGACUCAAGAGCUUGGUAGAAAAACAUGGUGAACGUAAAUGGGCUUUCAUCGCAGAGAAGAUGGUAGGAAGGGCAGGGAAGCAAUGUCGUGAAAGAUGGAUUAACCAUCUACGGGAUAAUAUCAAGAAAAUUGAAGAGUUUAAUAGGAAGUGGAAAGGUGAGUUUUCAAAUAUAGAGAUAAUGAAAGAUGCAUGGGACGAGGAAGAAGAGAGGAUGCUAGUAGAGGCUCAUGAGCAAUUUGGCAAUUGA
This is a messenger RNA of Chenopodium quinoa (quinoa), 558 nucleotides long. RefSeq names its product transcription factor MYB118-like. Bases 1 to 558 code for a protein of 185 amino acids. Gene Ontology annotation, molecular function: RNA polymerase II cis-regulatory region sequence-specific DNA binding; DNA-binding transcription factor activity, RNA polymerase II-specific. Gene Ontology annotation, cellular component: nucleus. Gene Ontology annotation, biological process: regulation of DNA-templated transcription. The record is from RefSeq and is a predicted model, not a curated record. The transcript is spliced from 4 exons. NCBI's taxonomy places the organism in Eukaryota, Viridiplantae, Streptophyta, Magnoliopsida, Caryophyllales, Amaranthaceae.